AUAACCUCAAGACUCAAUAUUUUUUUUUAAGACUCAAUUUUUUUUUGUUGGACUCCGCCGAUGGAGCAACCCCUUUUCCUUCUAUGCCUUCUAGGAUGUUUGCUAUUGGCGAGGAACCAGUGGGGAUUAGGGUAUCCCCCUAUCACAAACCUUACUGUAUAAGCAAAAUUUUGAGCGCACUUGAUGAAAACGAAGUCAAGUCUGUAAGAGUGUCCCCAUUCGGGAAGCUUGUUGAAAUUGUGGAGAAACCACCGUUCUCUAGGUGCUUCCGCUGGUUUCUUAUGUCAAGACACUUGAAGAUUUCGAAGAAGCACGAAGGCAAUUCUAAUGGAAUAGGAGAUGACACGGUUCCAUUGCCUGAUGAAUACACAGCUGAAGAAGCCCCUGUUGGCGCUGAGGAUGCUUCUGGAGUUGGAGAAGACAUGAUCGAUGUUAAUAUGACGGCUGUAAACAACCUCAAUGAACCCUCGUCUACUGGCGUUGUCAAUAACCCAACAUCACCUUUGGUGGACCGCGAUGCCAAUACCGUGAUGACUGUCGACAGGGGUCUAUUUUUUCCCCAUGGCGACCAAUUUAUCAACCAAGAAGUACCAGUUCAUGCCGCAGACGAUGAUCCUCUUGUGCCGCCAUAUAGAAAAAAGCAAGCCAGCAAAGGUUAUUCCGAGAGCGCUAGUGGGAGAGUACCAGUGUGAUAAACAAUUCCUCACGCGUGCGUGGGAAGCACAUGUUACUGCUCUUUGUAGCAGUCCAAACAAUGACUAUGCUGCCAAAUUUCGUUCACUAUCAGAGAAGCUCAAAUCUCCAUUCGACAUAAAUGUUGGUGGCCUCUCUCUUGAAAGCAGAGAGUUGUCUCUAAUUAUUGAAAGGUCUUCCAUUUAUCGGCCAAGAGAAGUUUUGCAGUCGAACAAAAUUACCUGCCAAGUAUUCCUUUUUCUACUGAGACAAGCCGGGAAACAACUAAAUGCCAAAGAUUUGAAGACAUUAUCCCUUGAUAGACCCCAUACUAUUCCCCAGAACCACAGCCAGUUCGACUUUGGCAUUACCACAACUCUUCUUAUUCAAGCUCAUGCUGUUGGGGGUAUAGAUGUCUGAAAAUGCAUUACAUAGGAUGUUUUUGACGUGGAGGUGGAAAGAUUGCAGUCAUGAUCUAUGAAGAUAACAUUGGAGUCCUCUGAAUUUAGUGACCGAAGCUUUCAACGAUGAUCAUUGUUAUGGUGUUGUGUUGUACUAUCUACCCCUAUGUAAUAACGAUCAUCGUCUACCGUUUUUUUUGAACAACUUCUAAGAAUUCCAAAUUAUCUCUUGCUAUGUUAACGUGUAUUUGUGUUUUC
Brassica oleracea var. oleracea is the source of this 1331-nucleotide messenger RNA. RefSeq lists its product as uncharacterized. The record is from RefSeq and is a predicted model, not a curated record. NCBI's taxonomy places the organism in Eukaryota, Viridiplantae, Streptophyta, Magnoliopsida, Brassicales, Brassicaceae. Bases 84 to 692 code for a protein of 202 amino acids. The transcript is spliced from 6 exons.